This is a messenger RNA of Gambusia affinis (western mosquitofish), 3428 nucleotides long. RefSeq lists its product as uncharacterized. The record is from RefSeq and is a predicted model, not a curated record. Gene Ontology annotation, cellular component: intracellular membrane-bounded organelle; cytoplasm. Bases 66 to 3068 code for a protein of 1000 amino acids. Lineage: Eukaryota; Metazoa; Chordata; Actinopteri; Cyprinodontiformes; Poeciliidae. Gene Ontology annotation, biological process: xenobiotic metabolic process. Gene Ontology annotation, molecular function: heme binding; oxidoreductase activity, acting on paired donors, with incorporation or reduction of molecular oxygen, reduced flavin or flavoprotein as one donor, and incorporation of one atom of oxygen; iron ion binding. The transcript is spliced from 18 exons.
ACGCAUCAGACGGGAAAACCAAUCAGUUUGAUCCAGACAGACGCCUGCUAACCACAGAGAGAGUUAUGGAGUUUUAUGUAACUCUGCUGCUGGCAGGGCUGAUCGGUCUGCUUUGGUUCGUCUCUGUUAGAAACAACAAGAAGUACCGUCUGCCCCCAGGGCCCAAUCCGCUGCCGCUCAUCGGAAACCUGCUGCAAAUAAACAAGAAUGCACCUUUUAAAAGCUUCCUGGAGUUCAGUAAAACCUACGGUCCUGUGAUGACCUUUAACCUGGGCUGGCAGCGGGUCGUUGUUCUGGUCGGAUACGACGCGGUGAAGGAAGCUUUGGUGGACCAAGCAGACGACUUCACAGGCAGAGCGCCGCUGGCAUUUUUGUACAAAGUCACCAGAGGAUACGGUAUUGGGAUCAGCAAUGGGAACCGCUGGCGUCAGCUGCGGCGCUUCACUCUGUCGACUCUACGAGACUUUGGGAUGGGAAGGAAAGGGAUGGAGGAGUGGAUCCAGGAGGAGAGCAAACACCUGAGGGCUCACAUCCGCAGUUUCAAAGGCAAACCUUUUGACCCCACAAUCCUUCUGAGCCGCACCGUGUCAAACAUAGUCUGCUGCCUGGUGUUCGGCCAGCGCUUCAGCUACGAAGACAAGCAGUUUCUGAAGCUGCUCAGCGUCAUUUCCAGCGUGGUCAGGUUCAACAGCAGCCCUUUGGGUAUGAUGUACAACAUCUUUCCGUGGGCCAUGGAGCAGCUUCCUGGCCAGCAUCACACCAUCUUCACCAAGAUCGAAGAGAUCCGAGACUUUGUGGAGAUGAAGAUCCAGGAGCACAGACAGACGGUGGAUCCCAGCUCACCGAGAGAUUUCAUCGACUGCUUCCUCAUCCGAGCUCAUCAGGAAAAAGAAAAUCCGUCCACUGAGUUCCUCUAUGACAACUUGUUUGCUACGGUGCUUAAUUUGUUCAUAGCAGGAACAGAAACCACCAGCUCCACCAUCAGAUACGCUCUCAGUGUGCUGAUCAAACACAAGAACAUUCAGGAAAAAAUGCAGGAGGAGAUUGACUCUGUGAUUGGACGGGAGCGAUGCCCCAACAUGGAGGAUCGGAAAUCCCUGCCGUUCUCGGACGCCGUCAUCCAUGAAAUUCAGCGUUUUCUGGACAUCGCCCCCUUCAGUCUCCCUCACUUCGCUCUGGAAGACAUCUCAUUCAGGGGUUACACGAUUCCUGAGGGAACGUCGAUUAUACCGCUGCUGCACUCUGUUCUUAAAGACGAGAAGCAAUGGGCGACUCCAUAUUCCUUCAACCCGCAGCACUUUCUAGACCAGAAUGGCAACUUUAAGAAAAACCCAGCAUUCCUCCCUUUUUCUGCAGGGAAAAGAGCCUGUGUGGGCGAGUCUCUGGCUCGUAUGGAGCUUUUUAUCUUCAUAGUGACUCUCCUGCAGGAGUUCACCUUUACCUGCCCUGAAGGUCCCGACAGCAUUGACCUCAAUCCAGAGUACAGCAGCUUUGCCAACCUGCCUCCUUCUCACAAAAUCAUUGCGACGCCGCGAAAACAAAAACACCCGUCAGAGAGAGGCAGGGUUCAGAGUUUUGGAGGUUUCUGCGUCAUGGAGGUUUCUGCAACAUUUCUCCUGUCGGUGCUGAUCCUGGCUCUCCUCUGGUUCUUUUCUGGUAAAAACACCCAGAAGUACCGUUUGCCUCCUGGACCCAGUCCGCUGCCUCUCAUAGGAAAUCUGCUGCAAAUGAAAAAGACAGCGCCGUUUAAAAGCUUCCUGGAGUUCAGUAAAACCUACGGUCCUGUGAUCACCGUCCACCUGGGCUGGCAGCGGGUCGUUGUUCUGGUCGGAUACGACGCGGUGAAGGAAGCAUUGGUGGACCAAGCAGACGACUUCACAGGCAGAGCGCCGGUGCCGUUUCUGCACAGAGCCACCAGAGGAUACGGAAUUGGCAUCAGUAACGGUGAGCGCUGGCGUCAGCUGCGGCGCUUCACUCUGUCGACUCUACGAGACUUUGGGAUGGGAAGGAAAGGGAUGGAGGAGUGGAUCCAGGAGGAGAGCAAACACCUGAGGGCUCGCAUGCGCACCUAUACAGGUGAAUGUUUUGACCCAACCAUCUUGCUGAGCCGCACCGUGUCCAACGUGGUCUGCUGCCUGGUGUUUGGACGGCGCUUCAGCUACGAAGACAAGCAGUUUGUGAAUCUACUGGCUGUCAUAACUAUGAUCGCCAGGUUCAAUAGCAGCACUAAGGGCGUGAUGUACAACAUCUUCCCGUGGCUCAUGGAGCGACUUCCUGGCAAGCAGCACGCCGUUUUCGCAAAGAUCGAGGAGAUCCGAGACUUUGUCCAGACGAAGAUCCAGGAACACGGAGACACACUGGAUCCCAGCUCUCCCAGAGACUUCAUCGACUGCUUCCUCAUCCGAGGUCAUGAGCAAAAAGAAAACCCCUCCACUGAGUUUCACUACGACAACUUGGUGGCUACCGUGAUGAAUUUGUUCCUGGCGGGAACGGAAACCACCAGCUCCACCAUCAGACACGCUCUGAGUGUGCUGAUCAAACACAGGAACAUUCAGGAAAAAAUGCAGGAGGAGAUCGACUCUGUGAUUGGACGGGAGCGAUGCCCCAACAUGGAGGACCGGAAAUCCCUGCCGUUCUCGGACGCCGUCAUCCAUGAAAUUCAGCGUUUUCUGGACGUCGUCCCCUUCAGCAUCCCUCACUACGCGCUGCAGGACGUCUCGUUCAGGGGUUACACCAUCCCAAAGGACACUGUGAUCGUACCGCUGCUGCACUCUGUGCUCAAAGAGGAGAACCAAUGGGCGACUCCGCAUUCCUUCAACCCGCAGCACUUUCUGGACCAGAGUGGAAACUUUAAGAAAAACCCAGCGUUCCUCCCUUUUUCUGCAGGGAAAAGAGCCUGUGUGGGCGAGUCUCUGGCUCGUAUGGAGCUUUUUAUCUUCAUAGUGACUCUCCUGCAGGACUUCACCUUUACCUGCCCUGAAGGUCCCGACAGCAUUGACCUCAAUCCAGAGUACAGCAGCUUUGCCAACCUGCCUCGUUCUCACAAAAUCAUUGCGACGCCGCGAUGAAAGAGAAAAGCUGCUCUGAGACAAUCUGAAAAUAAUAUUAAUUCAACUUCAAUGAUAAUUUCAUUUUAAAAUAAACAAUGGUCUAUGUCAUGUUUUGUCAAAAGUGAUUUUGACAACAAACAAAAAAACAACAAAAACAACAACACCUAUUUCUUUCCAAAAAAUGUCUUACACAAAAAAUAAAUGAAUAAAUGAAUAAAUAUGUUUUGCCAAGAAAUGACUUGGGUAUGUAUUUUAGGAAGGUGAUGAUGUUGUAAAAACAUGUUAUGAUGACGAUAUAUUUUUUAUACCUAUUGUUCUGUAAAUAUUGAUACUUUUUUGUUACACAAUUGUUGGGAUAAAUAUUAAUAAUAAAGCAUU